AUGGGGCUCGCGCACGCAGAGGGGUCGCCUGAGCUUCCCCCUUUGCCACAUGGUACUCAGGAAGAUAGCAUUGAAGUAGACGACAGCCUGAGCGAGGACGAACCUACGGGGGGUGUAGGAGACAUACCGCUUGAACCCAAAGUUCCUGUCCCAAUUCCCCCUCGCCGUCGCAACUCUCCAAAGGAUCCACCGGAGAGUUCGCAGGACUCGCAAGAACAUAUUCCAGGACCCGCGACGGUGAACAUGGACGUGGACAAGGCCCCGAGGGUACAUGCACAUCACACGGGGGUACUUGAGUCACUGAUGUCGCGAAAGACGGACAGGGACAGAGACGGAGGGAAGGAGAGCUCAGGAAGUGAUGUGGCGAGGAAACCCCCUCCUCCCAAAAUUGCAAGGAUCGAUGCCCCUGAAUUCGGAGGUGAGAGUAAACCACGUCGUAGCACGGAGUAUUACGACCUGGAGGUAGAGGCCAAGAAAGAGGACCCCGGCGAUGACGAGCUUCGAGGGGCCUCUGUUCCCACGAACAGACACCGACGGGGGGACAGGUCGACUUUCGGAAACGACACACCACCUUGGGUAGGAGCUUUGGAAGGGCGUAUUCUGGCACACCUCGAACCUCUGAAAACAGAUGUGUCCGAAAUUAAUGUACGCAAUGUUGACAUGCAUAGGGAACUCGUGCACAUCUCGAGUGAGUUCAAGGAACAUGCCGUCCGACUGGAUGGCCAUGACGCAGUUCUCAAAGAGCACACAGAAAGAACUGAUGCCCACAGUCUUAGGAUUGCCGCUCUUGAGAGAGAGGUCAGGGACUUACGGAAUAGUGCCUCCCGAUCUCCCACGCCCACGAGGGGGCCCCUCACUCCGCCUCGCUCGCCCCGGCAAGGGAGUAUCACUCCCCAACGCGAGCGCAACAUUGAUGAGGAGCUGCAGUUGGCCAUUGGAGGGUGGGCCGACUGCAAAAGAGAUGAUGCGAUCGAAGAAGCCAAAGCCAUGUUUGAAGCUGCCAAGAUGGAUCAUGCCUGGGCGGACAUCUGGAGCCCCUAUACGAGAACCUCCCAUGUUCGAGUCUCGCUCCGCUUUCCCGACACGCACAAAACAAUUCCGCAACAGCGAGCCUUCCAAACAGAGGUUCUAGAGGCCCUCAAGAAGAAGAAAUACUUGAGUAGCGUGCCGGGUCAGGAAUGCAUGGAGAUCUGGGUUAACAGACAUCGCACUCCAGAAGAAAGGUCGAAGAUCAGAGCUGUGGUGAGUGUCAAAGAAUUCAUCGAACAACUGACUUUUGCUGAGGGAAAGAAGAAACAACCCGCCGAACUGGAUUGGCGGGGGAAGUUGUUUGUAGGCAACAUCAACAUCUUAGGGCCCCCCGAACAAGCAGACCAGGUCGCCGAGCAUGAUCUCCUUCUCGCCGACCCCAAAGGUAACCACUCAGGUUGGUUCAUUCGAGGGGAUAAGUUUCAGCUGGCCACAGGAUGCAAAGCCGAGGACCUCCAGACCCUCUGGGAGAACCGGGACGUGGCCAGGUGCUGGGAUUUGGUGGGUGGUGAGGGAGUUGACUUUUUCGCAUUUCAAGAGGGGAGCUACAUCAUGCGAGCUGGCGGGCAGUCGAAGGCGGCAACGGGGCCAUCCGGGAACGCGGAUCCCGUGACAGCUGAGGAGAUUCACAACACGCCAGCCUACGACCCGUUGCAGCCACAGCUUCACAAUUGGGCCAACUGUUUCUUUCGGUAUUGGGGGCACGCCGCACGCUACUGCGAUUUCGAUUGGCGCCCCAUCCAAAAAAUGAUUUCCUUUCGCGAUCACGAUUGGUUAGAAAGUAACCCCCAGGCCAAAAGAGCUCCAGGCUACUGGCCGGAUUCUGUGCGAUGGAUCCAGCUUGCCUGGCAAGAUGCCGGGCACUUAGGCAACUGGCUGACGCAAGCGCAGGACCGUGAGCUCUGGAAGUCCUUCAUCGCCGAUUGGAUAGGACAUCACUUUGAGCACAGCACCGGCUACUUUCCCGAUCUUACUCGGGUGGAGCUGCUUGGUCGUUCUCUUCUUCAGGCAUGUAUUCGCGUAUCAUCGGAUGGUAGCUCGAAAGAGUACAAAGGCGGGGCCGGCCACCGGAUCGAGUUCCAAUGCGACUCCUUUCAUGUCCUCCAAAUCCUUUCAGAUGCCAUCAUCACCACUGCCAAUUUGGCAGAAGUGUGUCUGCUCAAGAAGGAGUGGUCAUUCUUACAGGACAGCAUCCAAAUUGCCCAUGUGCGGGCCCACCAAGGUGACCCCCUGAACGAACUCGCCGAUGCCACAGCCAAGCAUGCAGUGAGGCUCAUGCACAGCAGGAUUGUCUAUCGGUCCUGGGACUACGGCCUGUCAAAGUUCACGGAGGACUCCUUCACGAUCCCGCGAAGUUCUGAGGCCUAUCCGUGGACAGCUCUCGCGAUGCUCCUGGCACUGUUGAGCUUGAGUGCACUCGGACUCAUGGUCCGAAAACUGCAUGGCCAAUUCAAAGACAUUCUGCAUGCCCUGCACGUUGUCCAGCUGAAGAUGGAGGCCUUUGCCACGCCAGUUCUCCUACAAGAAGGACCCGCGGUCUUCCCAGAGAGUGUGAAGCUCGAAAUCGAUAAAGCCUAUAUCAAACUCUGGAAACAGGCACGAGACACGCAGGCCCUGGUACUGCGAGUUCAGGCCGAUGCUGACAAAAGGUUCGUCAGGUAUGAGAAGGUUCUUGACAAGCUCAUCCAGGCGGUCGUCGACUUGCACCCUGUCGGGGAUAAGCUCCAGGACUCGGUCACGGAAGUUUUCAACGUGCUAGAGGACAUCUUCACCCAGGAGGAGAGAGUCUUCGCCACUCACACGUCCCAGAUGAUUGCGGCUCUGGAUCGACUCAAGUACAUCGUGCAUGAGCUGCUGGACAAAUCCGAGAAACGGGCAGUCAAGGCACAAACUAUGGGGACGGAUCUCCAUAAAGCUGUGGUGGCGGUUCUGAAUCAGAACCACCGCAUCCUUGACGACUUGGAGUUCAAGCUCGGGGCCGAAGUCAGGCGCACCCAAGGCCUGAUCGGAGCCCAUGCUGACUACUCCCAACUGCAGGUCUACCUACAGGAAACGGUGGGCCCACUGCAGAGACAGCUCGACCUACUGAUUCGACAUGACACGGCUACGACAGCCUCUUCCAGCAUGCCAAUGGGUACCUCGAGUCCACCACCACCGCCGCCCGCCGUCGACACCUACGACACCUACGACCCCGCACGCGAAGCGGUACAAGACGGAACAUCUGGCGAACACUGGGUUACCCUUGAUGACGGCACUUCGCUCUCGGUGCGACCUGAAUGCUGA
Molecule: messenger RNA, 3312 nt
Organism: Symbiodinium sp. CCMP2592
Lineage: Eukaryota; Dinophyceae; Suessiales; Symbiodiniaceae
Source: the annotation of a GenBank genome assembly